AUGGUACCACAUUUGCCCUCCGAAUUACUGCAAAAAAUAUUUUCCUAUAUAUCGCCGGAAGACGCUAGAACUCUUCAUGCUUGUGUUCUCGUGAAUCGCCAGUGGUGCAGGAAUGCCAUGGGACUACUAUGGUCGAAUCCCUUCCUCACAUCCUCUUCACCAAAGAUUAUUUCAACCUAUGUGUCUUUUCUCGCUGACGAUGUAAAAACAAGAAUGGGCAUCGUGGAAUCAGUGCCUUUGGAACAUUCUCUGUUUGAUUAUCCAGCAUUCCUCAGGGAAUUUGAUUUCAUGUGUGUGAAUCGUGCAGUAUCGGCAUGGUUUUCGAGUAGAAAAACAACAUCGAAAGAGGAAAACCUGUGCAACUCAAAUUAUACAAGUGACAAUGCAAAUUCAACUUCGGCAUCCCUGUUCUUCAAAACCGCUCAGGAAAUUUGCAAGUUCCUCUUAACUCGGUCUCGACACAUAAGUCGUUUCACUAUCGAUGUGGCUGAAUUCGACUUAUCCACCGACUUAUUGUGCUAUUUGUGUCAGACGACCAUAAACUCGGCUGAAAUCAAUCUAUCUAGAUUGGGUGAUCUCACAUUUUCCGGGAAUUUCAACAAGUCAGAGGUAUUGCAUGCAUUUGGGAAGAUAUCCCGAAAUAUUCGUUCGCUCACCAUAAUCGAAGAUGCCCGAGAAGGUCCAUAUACCCAGAGGGUCACCCCUAUACAGCCUAUGGCCGCUUUCAUCACCGCUCAACAAAAACUAGCGGAAUUCACUUUGGAACGUUGUAUUCACUUCGCCGGUAUCUUGCCCGCAUUAGCAACUCAAAAAGCCACUCUGACGCAUGUGGUUUUUCGGAAUUGUUGGUUCUGCAACGAUAUAAUAGGCGAUGCAUUGUCGAACCUCCAGGUGUGCAAGAAUUUAGUUUCACUUCGAUUCGAUCAAUGUUUCGCAUUAACCAAUAAUGUAUUGAAACCACUAUCGGAAGUAAGAUACCCUAAGCUGGAAUGUUUCGAGUAUUCACCACACUUUUGGUCAUAUUCAGAACGGGAUCGUUUCGGCAGGGAGCUACCGAAGAAUGAGCUUUCUUCGUUCCUAUCCAUCAACGGACCAAAUCUAAAGGAACUCAAGUUAGGUAAUAUGUUCCAUUUUUGUCCUGAACUCAUCGAAGAUAUCGUGUCAUAUGGGUCGAAUUUACGAAUUCUUGAGGUCAGCACGAAUAACCUUGAGGAACAAAUAUUUCCGAUAUUGUUGGCAUGUAGACGCCUCGAAAGAUUAACCGUUCCAAAAGUUUCAUGGACAUUUCGGUGUGACGCGGACUACUUACUGCCAGAUAUUGGGCGUCAGAUGCCAUCUAGCUUGUAUCACUUGGAUUUACGGGGAUGGCCAUUUGCUCCUUCGGGAUUGAAAUCUUUCUUGCAGGAAUGUGGGAAGCAGAUUAAGUUUCUUGCUUGGAAUGACACAAAUUCUAUUAGCCGAUAUUCAGGUGUCGUCAAGGAAUAUUCUAAGAUUCGGAUGCAGAGUGCAAACGAUGAGAAUAAUAAUCCCUAUGUAUUUCUUAAAGCAAUUCGCGAAUCGAAUUGA
Acaulospora colombiana is the source of this 1566-nucleotide messenger RNA. The record is from the annotation of a GenBank genome assembly. NCBI's taxonomy places the organism in Eukaryota, Fungi, Glomeromycota, Glomeromycetes, Diversisporales, Acaulosporaceae.